GAUGGAUAAUUCCUCCAGGUUUUGAAAAAAACUUACAUUGUUGCAAACAUAUAUACACUUACUGUCGUAAAUAUUAGACGAAGUGUUAUUUACGAAUAUAAUUUGAAUUUGAAUUUCCUCCACUUUGUUUUUUCGUAACGCAUGGAUCAAUCUGAAUAUCUUUUUGUGUCGUCAUUAUACUCUUCCACUGUAACUGUAUUGGAAAAUCAUCGAGCACGAUUUCAUCCUUUGUUGUACCAUUUAUAAAUCUGUUUUGUUUGUUGAUAACCAACAACGAUACAAAAUUUACAAUGUCAAAAACACAUAGUCCUACUGUUUUUAAUGGAGAGGCUGAUAAUUUUUAUGACCCAAAUUUUACUUUGGACGUUAAUAAAAGAAUGCACGUGCCCAAAAGUAUCCGUGUGUGUGGCGACUAUACAGAUGAGGAUGUAACUAGGACGAGUGCCUCUAGCUGGAAUCAAGUGGCAGAAAAAUUUGAGAUGCAUGUUCCAGACAGAAUUUUAGUUGUUGGACAAGAACAACAUGUUGGAACAAAGGCACCUCCAAGAGAAAUUACAUUAGAAAAUGCUGUAUUACCACCUGAGCCAGGCAUGAUUAGAGUACAGACACCUCCACGAAUCUUGACUUUGGAUAAUCACUAUUUUCCUGCAGUCGAUGAAGAAGAACCAGAUUUAUACUCGACAGAAACUAAGGAUUCGAUGACUAGACCUAACGGCCCAUACACUACAGAAAUGCAAAUAGUUAGACAUACUAGAGAAGAAACACCAUCAUAUAACGCACUCAAUGUUUCUCUUCCGCCUAGCGAAGAGAUCCAACAUUUACGUCGGCAAGUCGGGAAAUUACAACGUCGAGUAAUGGCUAUUGAACUGGAUGUGUUACAAUGUCAACAAAAAGAGAAAAUUUUAUAUGCUUUCACAUUAACAUACUUAAUUUUCAAAACUUUUUCUUGGUUAACCAGAAAUUGAGCUGCCAUCAAGUAAAUAUAAGAGGUUUACAUCUUGUGUGAAAAAUGGUGCUACUAAUCCAUAUGAAUACAAGAUGCUUCAUACGAGUCUAUUGCUCUGAGAGAAAAUGUACAACCAAAGACUCUUCACUGUGGGUGGGUGUAAUUACAAUGAUGUUUAAAAUGAUUGUAUCGUAUAUGUUCAACGUUAAAUUAUUAAGAAUAUUUACAUGGAAGUAUUAUAUUCAAAUAUUUAAAUAUCUAAAUCACAAAGAAUGAUAUCUGUUACUUUCGCGUCUCUUUUAUUUUGUAUAACGAAUUAGGAUAUCUGUUUUCGAUUUACUGUAAUUAAGAAUUGAAUAUAUACGAUAUUAAUUUUCUAAAGUAAUUGAGUCGAUACAUUUAAAUAACAUAUUUGUAAAUCAUGUAUCGCGUAGUCAAGUGAGUAUUAGAACACGAAUUCCUCCGAUGUUUAAAAUCCCAUUUUAUGUGACAGUUUACGUUUAGUAAAGAGUAAUGAGAAACAUCAAGAAAUACUAGAUAUACCAAUAAUAAGUUAUAAUAGGUAGUUGUAAAUUUUUUAAAAAAAGGAAAACAAUGUUGUAAACUAUGUAUUCUGACCCAUAAUUUUCUGCGAUUUCUUUUAAUUCUAUACAAGUGAAAACAAUAUAUCAAAGUGAUGUAUAUUAAACAAUGAUACAUUAUUGAAACCGACUAUUAUGAACAUUAGAAUAUUACUAGGUUCGACACAUUUUUUGUGGCCACCAUAUGUAUUAUUGUACAUUUAUAUAAUAUAAAUAAUUUUAAGUAAAAUAAAUAGUAAACGUACAAUAGUUUUUUUGUAUUAAUAUAAAAAUUA
This is a messenger RNA of Hylaeus anthracinus, 1802 nucleotides long. It is a transcript of the gene Tango11, whose product is annotated as transport and Golgi organization protein 11. Lineage: Eukaryota; Metazoa; Arthropoda; Insecta; Hymenoptera; Colletidae. The coding region runs from base 291 to 965 and encodes 224 amino acids. The record is from RefSeq and is a predicted model, not a curated record. The transcript is spliced from 5 exons.